This is a messenger RNA of Letharia lupina, 789 nucleotides long. RefSeq lists its product as uncharacterized. The record is from RefSeq and is a predicted model, not a curated record. Gene Ontology annotation, molecular function: protein binding. The transcript has 3 exons. Bases 1 to 789 code for a protein of 262 amino acids. NCBI's taxonomy places the organism in Eukaryota, Fungi, Ascomycota, Lecanoromycetes, Lecanorales, Parmeliaceae.
AUGCCUUCUCUGCCAUCAGAUCAGCUCGCCGACUACGAUGAUUCGCUGUCGGAGUCUCAGAAUGCCAAGGCCGAACAGGCCCAGUCUCUUAAGCUGCUCCUCGAUUCUGGAAACGGAUCUGACCUGACCAUUACCUGUGACGAGCACACAUUCCACGUCCACAGCCCGAUCAUGUGCUCGCGUUCCGACUACUUCGCCAUCCACCGAGAUGCCUCCACUCGAUUCCCGGCGUCCGACCCUCAUCACGUGCGCCUACCCGACGAAGAUGCCUCCCUCAUCGAAAAGAUGAUCGGAUUCGUGUACACGUCGGAGUACUCCGUUUCCGCGGAUGGAACGACCGGUGCUUCCGAGGCCGAGCCGUUGGCGCUCUCCGUCCACGCCUCCAUGUACGGCCUCGGCGAGUUCUACGGCAUCCGCUCCCUCGAAUGGGUCGCAGCGGGCCAGUUCAAGGAGCUCGUCGCGCUCUGGCACAAACCGUACGGAGCCUUUCAGAGUUCGCGCCUUCUCGACUUCGUCCAGGCGAUCAAGGUUGUGUACGCGAGGACGCCGCAUGACGAUCGUGUCCUGCGGGACCCUAUAAUCCGGCAUAUCCCGGAGAACUUGCACGCGAUGUUUGGGCUGGAGGAGUUCAGAGCGCUCGUGAACGAGGUGCCUGAAUUUAUGGACGAGGCGUUUGGCGAAGGCGUGCUUGGGGAGGUUGCGCGUUCGAGAACGAAAGGGAGCGUGAGGCGGAUCAGGGAGAUGUGUAGGUUGGCGAGGAGGGGGACGUGGCCUUAUUUGGAUGAUUGA